UCAGUUGUGACAAAUAUUUUGCUACCUAUUUGUAAAAAUAUUUGAUUCAUAAUAUUGAAUAACAAAAUUAAGUGGUUAAAUUGAUUAGAGUGGAGUGGUGGCAGCAAAGUACACAUUAUGUCAAAGUAGUGAUAAAAUAUAUCGUUAGGAGAAACUUUUUUUAAAUAAUGUAUGUUGCAAUCAGAUGGCUAUCAGCAUUAAGCUUUGCCAUGUGGCUGGGACUGUGCUGUCUUGAUAUGUAUUUGGCCCACUAUAAGACUAGCAUAGAUCUAAGUACUGCUGUCACAUCAUAUAAGGUUUACAAAUAUAGCAAUGAGUCCAUUUUGAAAGAUGUAAAAAUUGAAAAUUUAACCCAAAAACGGCAUCUAAGAAAAAAACAUAAGCACCAUCGGAUUGCCUACCUACAUUAUGUAACAAUUUUGGCUGGCGCCGUUGCUGUGUUCAUAUACAAUAAGAAAACCUUGUUGGUUACAUACUACAAAAGUAAGAUUUAUAUACCACUUAAAUUGCUCGAGAAUCAAAUCAGUUUUAAAAUAACCGCCGACUAUGCAAGUGUUGCCAUGCUCCAAUGUUGGAGAUUUUUAAAGGAAAAGCUGCAAUACUAUGCUCUCAACAUGAAACAAGCUGAAAAUGGAAACAACACUAAUUUAUCAUUACUUAAAAGGUUGCAAGACCUUGUGCGUGAUCGUAAAGCUCUAGGCCAGAUUCUAAUGGCAACCAUUGAAGAGAACAAAAAUAUCAAACGACAAUGUCAGUUAGAGAUCAUCACCAAAAAUCGGCUUUUACGUUACGUCCAAGAUACACAAAAAAUAAUGAAAGAGAACAAAUCACGCUACGUUGAUUUCCAGCAACUUUACAUGACAACAGCAAAAGAAAACAGUUUGCUGAAAUACACCAUCAAGAAACUGCAGAAUGAAAGAGCUGAAGCAGAGAAAAAUUUGGUAGAGUUGAUUAAUAUCGUUUAUAGGUCGAGAAAUAACGAUCUAAAGGCCUAUUGCACCCGCUUCAUUGUGCAUCCGAAGAAAAACUUACUAAAUUCGGACGUCGCCGCUGAAAUAAACAAGUUUUUGCAAAAACCGAAACCUUUAAUAACACGCAUUCACGAAAACCCGCUUUUUUCCAACAGUGAUCUUGUAACCCCGAGGGUGACUGAAAUUUUGGAAGAUGAUCACAAUUUCGCAAGCUUUGGGUCCAGUGGACCCAAACUACGUGGACUGCCAGGUGAAUUUGUCUGGACUGCCAAAAAUAAAGACGGCUUUAUUGAGAAGCUAUACGAAUAUGAUAGUGGAACUCGUUCGGAUGAUGGUGACACCAUACGAAGGAUAAGGGAAUAUUCAGUAUAUCAUGAUAAAGAUAGUCUUUUGGAUCAGACAAUAAGUUUGGCCGCUAACAUCCCAACUUUCCCAAGCUUAAGCGCGAGUGCUACAAGGUUAAGGCUCGAUAUUAAAUCCUUCUCAAGCAAAGGGUUCCUGACAAAUGUCCUGCUCAAAAAUAUAUCUUUACAACUGCCGUCCUGCGCUGAAACACCUCCGUUGCCCUAUGCUACGAGUACUUGUGAUUUGUAGAAAAUUUAUGCUUGUAACGAUGUACCGUUUGUUUACGAAUAAAUUCAUU
Cydia splendana is the source of this 1614-nucleotide messenger RNA. RefSeq lists its product as uncharacterized. The coding region runs from base 168 to 1565 and encodes 465 amino acids. The transcript is spliced from 3 exons. NCBI's taxonomy places the organism in Eukaryota, Metazoa, Arthropoda, Insecta, Lepidoptera, Tortricidae. The record is from RefSeq and is a predicted model, not a curated record.